CUUCGCCUCUGAUAUCUAGCUGAGCGUGAACAGGGGCGCUUCCAACACCUAGCAGGGCGCUUUUGAUAUGCAUCUUUCCAGCGCUUGUGAACAUCCGUCUUUGAUUGACACUGCCAGACGAGGAUUUUGUUCAUGAAGCUGUUUAGACGGGAUUAUUGGAUUGUCGUUGAGCACUGACGGAAGGAAUGGUGCAGCUGGGGAAGUGUUUACGAGUCAAAGGAGUUGGCAACGGCGUAACCAGUAUUGAUGGCUGUCAGGCGUUCUCCCCCAGGCCCAAGAAACCCGAAAAGUGUGCGGCCUGCGGCUGCCAUGCCUCCUUUCACCAACGCCUCGACGGGUCAGGCGCAUACACUAGUGCAGAUGCAGGGGCCGGUGUGCCUGGACCGGUAGCUGCCAGCAGCCAACCCCCUGAGUUGGCCAUACUUCCAAAGCGAGGGCAGGUCUCCGCAAGGGGAGUCGCUCGCGGUGGCGCACGGAAACAAAGGAGCGCUCGGGUGCCGAAGACAGGGGGCGUGAGAGCAGAGAAGGCAGGGGCGGAAGUGGAGAAAGCAGGCGGGGGGGAUGCGGAGAAGCCUGCAGCUGCGAACCGACCAAAGCGGGGACCUGGGUCGAGGGGGGGUAAGGUAGUGGUUCGAGGUGCCGGAAGAGGCCGGAAGUCUAAACAGCUCGUGAAGGCGGAUGGAGGAGCUUCCGGAGGGAAGUCCGCCGAAAGCGUCGUUGUUGAAGAGUUUCGGAGAGGGUCUAAGAUUGGCGAACAACUGCUCCGGAAGGUAACUUCUGUUAAGGGGCCCGCUUCGAAGAAGAUGGAAGGAGAUGCGUACAUGGGCCCUGGAUCCAGGAUGUUGACGAUUUCCCGGAAGGCUGCACGGCUGGGGCUGACGGUGGACCACGUGGCCCCCAAGGUCGGGAAGGGCGAGGUCGACGAGUUCACAAUAACCGAAGCGGCGGCAAAGCUGGGGAUGAAUCUCGAUGUCAGGAUCCCGGGCGAAGAGAAUGCGACGUCGCUGCAGAGAGCCAGGACGAUCGCCGCAAAAGCAAAGGGGCUUGGGUUGGUUUUGCCGGAGAAACCGACUGAGGAAGGCGGAGUCGGGACUGCUGUGCCUGGGUUCGCAAAGGCAAGUGCGGCUAUGUCUGGAAGUAUCGUGGUCGGGACGGGCAUUGUAGAUCUGACAGCUGAGGGGGAGGCGCAGGGGGCAGGGACGAAGAGGAGAGCGGCUGAGGAGAUUGCAGGGGAUGAGAAGAAGGCUCGGCCAAACUUUGGGGGGCGAGUAGAGGCUUGGAUGAAGGCUGCGUUGCAGAAGUCGUGGGAGCAGGAGGGGGGUAGUGCACAGCAGAGCGGGGAGGAGGGGGAAGCGGGGUCUUCUGCGGACUCGAUGGAUGCCCUAGGUCAGGAAGGCAUGGGGCGUGGAGAUGCGGACUUGGGGGUGGGGCUAAGCGGCCUGGUAGUCGGGCAGGUGGGGGUACGAACUGCGGGCAAGGCGGGUGCGGCCGUGACGGAACCCAAGAAGUUUGGGGACGGAAUCCUCUUUGCGCGCAAGACCCUGGCCGACCUUCUAAGCGAGAAGGCAUGGCUGGAGAAGGACUUGGCGUUCCAGGAAGUGGACUUUCAAAACAAGCACCUGUUCUUCCUGCGCUCGAAGCUGACUGCCAAAGGCGUCAUUGACAUGUACGACGCGCGGUUGUCGACCAGGAUAGUGGUGGCGUAUCUGGGCGGGCAUGAAAAGGAUCUGGCGGCAGUCAAGCAGCCGGUGGGCACGGUGCGUGUUGUUACGCAGAGGCCUUUCCCUUGCGAAAAGAAGCCUCUUGUGGCCGAGUGGAUUGAGAGCAAAAACGGGUCCAACGUCGCGGAGGUUAGUCAUCUGCUUGCACUUCAAGAGUAUCGAAACGGGUCAGUGUCAGUCCCGUUGUUGGCUUACGCAUACAUGCGCAUAUUGAAACCGGCAGAUGUCAAGUACGUUGUCAUAGUGACCCAGCAAAAGUUGGUGGAGCGGUAUCUCAUGAAGCACUUCCUGUUUCUAGGCUUUGAGUUCAUCGAGCAGACAGGGAACGGAGAGUGUGUGCUGGCACUAGAUCUGGAGAAGGCGGUGGGGUUGCUGUAUGGGCCAUGGAGGUUUACCUGACUUGUACAGUAGGAGGCUCCUAGAAGGUUCCUCCACAUUGGAUAAGGAGAGAGACAAUUUUUGAGUCACAGUCAAAAGACAUUGAAACUUCAUCGAAUAGAUGUCAACGACGGUUGUUGCUGUUUCGAGCUUUAGCUAUUCAUAUGUAACCGGUCGCGAAGAUUUUCUGGUCUGCCGUUUACAAUGGUGCCAUGCUCAGGAUGGAGU
This is a messenger RNA of Klebsormidium nitens, 2327 nucleotides long. Lineage: Eukaryota; Viridiplantae; Streptophyta; Klebsormidiophyceae; Klebsormidiales; Klebsormidiaceae. The record is from the annotation of a GenBank genome assembly.